Molecule: messenger RNA, 1046 nt
Organism: Galleria mellonella (greater wax moth)
Lineage: Eukaryota; Metazoa; Arthropoda; Insecta; Lepidoptera; Pyralidae
Exons: 3
Coding region: 1-711 (236 amino acids)
Source: RefSeq, a predicted model, not a curated record
AUGACUGAGCUGUCAUUCUUCUUUGUGGAUCAUAAUAAUAAUAAUAUUACAUGCCGCGAACCAAAACCUCUUUUCUUCUCGAUAUACGCUCCUUGGUACAUCACAGAGGAGCAAGGAGGGUCAGUUUAUAACAGUGUGUGGGGUAGCAGCUCCGGGCGAGAGCUCAGCGCGCAGCCUCCGCUGUAUCGAGCGACCGCGCCCUCUAUCCACGUGCUCCAUUCACAACACCACGUGAACUGUCUUCUAUUUCUGGGUAAAUUCUGUGAUUAUAUGGGGGAAAGGGUGCGGCGAAGGCCGCUGACCUUCAGGAUGACACAGAUACUGUCCGGGCAUGGGUGCUUUGGGCGAUAUCUGUGUCAUAUCGCGCGCAGGGAGCCGACGGAGGAGUGCCAUGCCUGUGGAGCGGACCAGGACACGGCGGAGCAUACGCUGGAGGAGUGCCCAGCGUAUGCCGAUGAGCGUCGUGACUUGUCCGCGGUAGUGGGGACCGAUCUCUCGCUGCCCGCCGUAGUCCGGCGGAUGGUGAGCAGUGAGAGAUCGUGGGAAGCAAUGCUCGUCUUCUGCGAUGCCGUCAUGUCGCAGAAGGAGGCGGCGGAAAGGGAGCGGGAGAGUGCCACUCUCGCACCGUCAAUCCGCCGCAGACGAGUCAGACGCAGAAGAAGGGGCGUGCCCAGUUCCGCCCCUCCUCCUUCCCCACUGGGGCCGGGGUGAUACCUGUGGGAAGGUAUUGUCCCAAUGGUCCUGGGGGAUGUGCUUAUAUACCGGCGCAUCCCCCGAGUGGUAGGGUGAGCACGCCAUUCACCCUAUCUUGAGAGAGGAGACCUGCUCUUACCAUCAAGGGGCGGGUCGCUGCCGUCGGAGAUGUGGUGAGUGCGAAAGCGAACCCAUGUCUCCGACAUAUGGCACCUCGAGGGUAUAUCGUCUGGUUUUUGGUGGGUACACCCCCACCUUACGGGGGGACUCCCACAGUACCCAUACACCUCCCACAAGGUGUAUGGGUCUGCAUAAAGCAUUUUCCAGACGUUAAAAAAAAAAAAAAAAAAAAA